CGUUCCAGACAUUUCCGGGUUGUUUACAUCCUGCAGGAGGAGGAAGAAGAAGUAAAGUGAGCUGCAGAAUGUCUGCGUUAUUGAACCGCCUGUGUGUGUCUGUGAGGUUUCUGAUUGUUCAGCAGGCCCCCCUUGGCCUCAGGAGAAGCCUACACUCAGGGUUAGGAGCCACCAUCAGAAGUACCUGUCUGGGGCCCAGGACCUGCAAACAGGGUCUUUGUUCAAGCUGGUAUGUAGCACGUGGUCUUUCUACCAGUCUAGGAAAAACCAUCAACUAUGAAGAACUGAAAGAUCUGUUGGCAGACGAGAGCGUUGUGCUCAUAGAUGUACGGGAACCAUGGGAAGUGAAAGAAUAUGGCAUUAUAAAGGGUUCGAUAAACAUUCCACUUGGUGAUCUAACAGCUGCAUUGCAAAUGAGCCCAAAUGAAUUUCAAGAAAAAUAUCAGAAGAAUAUUCCAGAUAAAUCCAGUAAACUGGUAUUUUCAUGUCUAGCUGGGAUUCGAAGUGAACGGGCCUUAGGUGUAGCAAGCUCUUUAGGAUUUAGUAGCAUACAUAAUUAUGGAGGUGGCUUUGAGGACUGGAAAAGGCACGAGCAACCCAUAAAAAAGUAAUGGGUAUUUAUUAGAUAUUUUUUCAAACUGAUCGUUCUUAUGACAGUUUAAGAACUACUGCAAACC
This is a messenger RNA of Spea bombifrons (plains spadefoot toad), 677 nucleotides long. RefSeq names its product thiosulfate sulfurtransferase like domain containing 3 (gene TSTD3). Lineage: Eukaryota; Metazoa; Chordata; Amphibia; Anura; Pelobatidae. The transcript is spliced from 4 exons. The record is from RefSeq and is a predicted model, not a curated record. The coding region runs from base 69 to 611 and encodes 180 amino acids. Gene Ontology annotation, molecular function: thiosulfate-cyanide sulfurtransferase activity. Gene Ontology annotation, cellular component: mitochondrion.